This is a messenger RNA of Chironomus riparius, 1909 nucleotides long. Lineage: Eukaryota; Metazoa; Arthropoda; Insecta; Diptera; Chironomidae. The record is from the annotation of a GenBank genome assembly.
GCAAAAAUUUCAUCAAGCUGUGAACAUCGAAAAAGUAGUUACAAAGACGAUUGUACGGCAAAAAAUAAAUCAGAAACAAACUUUCUAGUCUUUGUGAAACACAAUACAAUAUAAAAUCGAAACAAUAGCUGAACCAACAAAACACAUUCGGACUAGAGAGAUAAAAAAAGGAAUAGAAUGAUGAGAAACCACAACAAUCAAAUCGUAGUGAUACUCUCACUACUUUUUGUAGUUUUUAAUUGCGGAGUAAACACACAAGAAUCAGACGAUAUACCCGCAGAACUUCAACCACACAAUCAACCAAGUCAUCGAAAUAAUCCACAGCUAACGAGAGCUAAGCGAAUGUAUGCAUUGUGUCCUCCAGAUUUUCAAAAAAUUGGCAAUGAUUGUUUCUACAUGUCGAAAAAGAAGUACAAUUGGCUGGAUGCACAUUUUGAGUGCAAAGAUCGAAACAGCAAAUUAGCAGAGCCGAUGAAAUUUGCCGACAGACGUUUGAGGAAAUAUUUGCAAAAUAGAGAUGAAAUGCUCGGUGAGAAGUGGAUAGGUGGCAUGUAUAAUCAUCAACAAAAUAAGUGGAAAUGGGGAUACAAUGGUGGUGAAAUGAAAUAUCAAGCAUUUGAUGAUGGCGUUGAAGGAUCAAAUCUUGAAUAUCAUUGCACAGUCAUGGAUCCACAUUCGGAAUAUAAAUGGACAGCGAGAAAAUGCACAGAGCUUCACUACUUUAUCUGUCAACAUCGUAUGAGUUUAGUUAACGAGAAGCAACGCCAGCGUGUUUACACAAAAUGGAAUGAAACUUACCCUAAUCAAAUGGCUAAUGAAGUAGAAGUAUACGUGUCUACCAAUGGCAAUAACAACAAUCGCAGUCAAUUUUACCGCAAAAGAAAUCGCUCGGGAAUAAAUCGAUUAAGUCAAGUGAACAAUGAGGUACAAAAAGCCGAGACGACAUCAUCAACACUCGCACCUGAUUAUUUGCCAUACAACGUCUACAGUAAACUUGAAACGUUUGAACAAAAGCCACAAGAAGACAUUCACCCAAUCAAUUCAGCCACAAAUGUUGGGAAAGAAUUGGAUCAAGAAUCAUUGAAGCAGCGUAAACGUCACUCAUUGAAAUUGUCAGGUGAUGUUGAUUUAGGACUGAAAAAGAAGAAGCGAACAAAGGGAAAGAAAAUUGAAAAGAAGAAUCAAGUCGAUGAAAUUGUCCCGCCGCAACAAAGUUUAAUUGAUGAGAACAAUAAGAACGAUGACAGUGGACGACAACAUCAACAUCAUAAGCAUCACCAUCACAAUCAUCAUCAUCAUCCAAACAAUGCACUUCCCGAAACAGAAGUGAAGACAGACAAUGAUGAAGAAGAAUCGAAGCCUAUAAUUGAAUUAAAGCCUGUACUUGAAUUUUUGACAAGCCCACCAGAGCCUGUUGAAAGAACAACAGCAUCAACAACAACAACAUCUACAACAGUAUCGUCAUCUACUGUUGGACCUGCAAUUAUCGAGAGAACAACAAUGUCAGAGCUUAGAAAGAAACUCGAAGAGAAAGCACAGCGUCGUGAGAGACUAAAAGAGAAAUUGGCCAAAUUAUCGCCUGAGGAGCGACAGGCAUUCUUACUUAUGAAGCAACAGCGUGCAGAUGCGCGUAAAAAGGGUUUUAAAAUAGGAUCAUCAAGUUCAUCAUAAACUUUUAUUAAUAUUUUUUUGUAGAUUUACUUAACAAAUGAGAUGUAAAAAAAAAGUUCUUUACUGAAUUACUUAAUCGAGUCAUUUUCUCUCUCUAUCCCGCUCCUUUAAUAUAUUUUUUAUUUUUUUUUUUUGAUGAGGAUUCACACAAAUUUUACCCUUUACAUUCGAAUUGAUGAUGCCAAAAAUGAAAUGAAAAGAAAAACAGAACAAAUUUUUUUUUAAUUUAUAAAAAGAA